UGGAAGGAAGAAGAAGCGCACGGCGCGCUGAGGGUCCGCCGCUGAGGAGAGGCAGUGAUUAACAACACAAACCGAGCAGAGGAUUAAAAGUUGAAACGCUUGUUCUUUCUCUACCUUUUGAAAGGCAGUAAAGACUUUUGUGUGGGUGUUAAAACUUUGGGCAUCGCGGUGCGCGCUGGUGUCCUCAGCAGAGGAACUGAGGGGGUGGUCAGCGUGAAGCUAAAAGGGCGGUCAGUGUGGAGCUGAGGGGGUGGUCAGUGGGGGAUAUUAGUGUGCGCGGCUGAUUGUUUUCCUCAUCUCAGUGGGCUCACACACACAAAGUGAUGGACACCGGGUCUGGUUUGAUUUAUCUGACAGCUACAGUGGUCAUGUUUGCUUCUCCGGUCACUCUUGCGCCGAUGCCUGACCAGUACUAUCGGGGUGUGGAUUGGCUAAGCAGGUAUGGCUACCUCUCUCCACCCGACCCACAUGCGGGAAAACUGCAGACCAAAGAAGGAAUUGAGAAAGCCAUCAGACAGAUGCAGAGAUUCGCAGGACUGACGGAAACAGGGGAACUGGACGCCGACACGCUGAACCUGAUGUCAAAACCAAGAUGCUCACUGCCGGAUAUCGUAGGCACGGAGGACAUGCUGAGAAAGAGGAAGAAGCGAUACGCUCUCUCUGGGCUCCGCUGGGGCAAAAAAGGCCUGACAUGGAGUCUCCUGAAUUACCCCAAGCUACAGUCCACCCUCGAUCCCAGUCUGGUGAAAUACUUAAUGUACCAAGCCCUUAAAGUCUGGAGCGACAACACCAACCUCCAGUUCAGUGAAACUGGCCAGGCUAAUCAGGCUGACAUUAAAAUCAGUUUUGCCCACUCCAUCCAUGACGACGGCUACCCGUUUGAUGGUAAGGGCGGCACGCUCGCUCACGCCUUCUUCCCCGGGGAUGUCGACAUUGCUGGGGACACCCAUUUCGACGAUGAGGAGUCUUGGACCUACCGAGACGACAGAGGCACAGACCUGUUCACUGUGGCUGUCCACGAGUUUGGCCACGCUCUGGGCCUCUCUCACUCCUCCUCGCAUCCCUCCAUCAUGCAGCCAUACUACAGUGGCCCUGUAGGAGAUGAGAACACCUAUAAGCUGCCCAUGGAUGACCUUCAAGCCAUCCAGACCUUAUACGGGGUCAAAGUGAAGAGAGAAACAACGCCCCCUGUUGGUCGGCCCACGCCACGCCGGCCUGAGCGGCCCAAAACUCCUCCACCGAGAGUGACUGCACCGCCUGACCCAGACGCCCAGGCUCGCUGUGAGGGGGGAUUUGAUGCUGUGGCAAACAUCAGAGGAGAAGUGUUCUUUUUUAAAGGGUCAUAUUUCUGGAGAAUGCAGCGAACUGGGUCUCUAGUGUCCUUCUCUCCGGCUCGUAUCACUAACUUCUGGAUGGGGCUGCCGCAUGACACCAACAAGAUCGAUGCUGUUUACGAGAGAAAGACUGAUAACCACAUCAUCUUCUUCAUCGGUUCAAACUACUGGAUAUUCAAGGACACAAGCGUUCUGCCUGGUUACCCCCGGCCCUUGUCUGAGUGGCGCAUGAGGACUCAGAGCGGGAAGCAGGUGGACCAAGUACAGUCGGCGUUUGUUUGGGCUCAUAACGGGAAGACGUAUCUAUUCAGCAGAGGGGAAUUCUGGAGGUUCACCGAAGGUCAGGGAGGCACAGUGCCACAGCCGGAUGCAGAAUACCCAAAAAGUGUCUCACUGUGGAAGGGUGUGCCCAGCGACCCUGAUGAUGUCAUAAGCUGGGGACAAGAAGGAUACACAUAUUUCUUCAAGGGCAACUCCUACUGGGCUCUAAAGAGUGGAGGUCUGGACGAGGGGGUCAUCACUCCCAAAUCAACUGCUGUCGAUUGGAUGCGUUGUCCUGCACCAGCACCUACCCCAUCAUACAAGCCGCGCUCUGGAGGAGGACAGUGCAACUGUGACGUCAACACAGCCCCAACAUUCACUGCACCUUCACGGCUGAUACUCGUCCCGCUUGUUAUACUGUUGCAGUGCGUCGGUCAGCUGAUUUAGUCCAGACUUGACCCUCAGCUGGCUGUUAACACAUUCAGAUUUACACAUACUGUAAUGCAAGACUGUGUUUACAUCAAUACAACAUUUACAAAUAUGAAAACGGACAAAAGUGCAGACAGAAUUAACGCAAGGCAGCUGCUGGUGUUUGUAGCUAUGCAGUGUACAUUAGUCCUUGUUUAUAGAUAUAAGUACAUCAUGCAGUGUCAGAAACCAUGCAAGCAUAUUUAUUAUUAGCUUUUGAGACCGUGAUGAUGUACAGUACUGUGUGAAAGUUUUAGGCAUCUAAGCAAAUUUUUUAACAAUUGACCUCAGCAGUGAG
This is a messenger RNA of Pygocentrus nattereri (red-bellied piranha), 2361 nucleotides long. RefSeq names its product matrix metallopeptidase 25b (gene mmp25b). Gene Ontology annotation, biological process: extracellular matrix organization; collagen catabolic process; proteolysis. The record is from RefSeq and is a predicted model, not a curated record. Gene Ontology annotation, cellular component: extracellular matrix. Bases 324 to 2042 code for a protein of 572 amino acids. NCBI's taxonomy places the organism in Eukaryota, Metazoa, Chordata, Actinopteri, Characiformes, Serrasalmidae. Gene Ontology annotation, molecular function: metalloendopeptidase activity; zinc ion binding. The transcript has 9 exons.